Acromyrmex echinatior (Panamanian leafcutter ant) is the source of this 1481-nucleotide messenger RNA. RefSeq names its product gephyrin. Gene Ontology annotation, cellular component: postsynaptic specialization; cytosol; postsynaptic membrane. Gene Ontology annotation, biological process: gamma-aminobutyric acid receptor clustering; establishment of synaptic specificity at neuromuscular junction; postsynaptic neurotransmitter receptor diffusion trapping. Gene Ontology annotation, molecular function: molybdopterin molybdotransferase activity. NCBI's taxonomy places the organism in Eukaryota, Metazoa, Arthropoda, Insecta, Hymenoptera, Formicidae. The record is from RefSeq and is a predicted model, not a curated record.
AUGAUUUUGAUUCAUUUUAUAAUGAUAAUUCUAAAUCAUCUACGAAUAAUGAUAAGACUAAUGAUAAUACUAAUGAUAUAUAUGAUAAGAUGCCUAUGGAGGUCUCCUUCGAACAAUCGUUAAAAAUUUUAUCGAUGGAUGACUUUUAUAAGAAACAAGAGGAAAGCAAAGUGGUAUCACUAGAAGAGACACAAAAUAUAAUGAAAACAGUAAUAUAUAAAUAUCAUAAAAUAUAUUCAGAAACCGUACGGACGAAUGAUGCCUAUGGUAGAGUAAUAGCCGAAGACAUAUAUUCUUCUGUAAAUGUGCCGCGUUGUUGUGUUUCCACUAAACAUGGAUACGCGGUGUUGGCCAGUGAUGGGCAAGGUGUCAGAAAAGUGUUGAAAGCAAAUCUCAUGUUAGUUAAAAAGAUUUCUAUCGUACCUGGCAUUUGCAUACGAGUAAGAAGUGGAGAUCCUAUACCCGAUGGAGCAACGGCGGUUGUAAAGUCUGUAAAUACAAAGAUAAUAGAUGAAGACGAUAAUGAAAAUUAUUUUAAUAUCGACAACAUGGAAUACGAAAUUGUGGUUUUAGUCGCUCCAAAAGAGGGUGAAAAUAUUAGAAAAGCUGGCUGCGAAAUAAAGUCCAACGAGCUUAUUAAAUACGCAUUUAGUCGUAUUAAAACAGCGGAUCUGGGCAUUUUGACAUUAUGUGACAUCGAUUCAAUUACAGUCAUUAAACUUCCAUCUGUAGGUCUGCUAUGUAUCGGUUAUGAUGUAUUAAGAUCUGGAAACACUUCAACUUUAGGACGCGUCUACGAUUGCAACAAGAUAAUUGUGUCCUCGUUAUUGAAAAAGAAUAAUUAUGAUCCGGUGGACUUAGGAAUUUCUGCUCACAAAUUAGAUGAUAUAGUCAAUAAAAUAAAAAACGCUUUAGACAAAGUGGAUAUACUCGUAAUAAUGGGCCAUACAAAUGACAAAGAUCUAUUAAAGCCUAUCUUAAAAACAUAUUUUAACGCAAUGAUACAUUUCGGUUGUGUGGAUAUGAAACCAGGAAAAUCGACAAUGUUUGCAACGUGCACGUUCAAACAGAAAAUGAAGUUUUUCCUAUGCAUGUCGGCAAACCCCACAACUGUUUCCGUUGUCACGCAUGUAUUGCUUCUGCCAUUUCUGAACGAAACGUAUUGCAAUUACUUGAUGAAGCCCGUGAACAUGCAGGCUUGCGUACAUACAAAGCACGAGCUGCAUUCGCGUCCGAAAUUUUCCUGGACGACAUUACGCUGGAUGGAGACAGAAAGAUUUUCAAGAGCUUGCUGCUUACAAAAUCAAAAUAUAAUAAGCUAUCAAAAAGGUAACGCGCUUCUAAAAUUGCCAUCAUGUUCGCCAAAUCAAUCGAUAUUAGAAGCAGCAUUCGUACCAGCAAUGUUUCUGAAAAAUCUCUAAGAUAUUCCUAAUCGACUAGUAGUAUGUAUAUUCGUAUACAUGUAUGUUAUUUAGUUAUAU